AUGGCCCCGCCCGAUGCCGCGACGUCGAUUCGGUACCGCCCGCUCGACCGGUCCGGCAACGAGAUUCGCCUGCUCGAGCUGCAGCCGGCGACGACCAACGACAUUGAGGAGCGCGUCGUGUGCCGCCUGGUGCACGAGCGGCUAAGCGACUCGCAGACGUCCGACUUCAUCGGCCUGUCGGCCCUGUACGGCGACAUUGCCGUCACCGAGACCAUCAUGGUCAACGGCGCCGCCAUCUGCAUCCCCGUCCACCUCGCCCAGGCCCUGCGGCACAUGCGCGCCGUCUUCCUGGCCGCGUCGCUGCCCACGCCCGACGCCUCCAGGACCGACCUCCAGGACGGCGUCGACGCCCCGAAAAAGGCCCCCGGCUGGCUGCGGUCGCUGCUGAAGAAUGUGCGGCACAUGCUGGCCGAGCCCGGCGCGUCGCGGGGCACGCCGCCGCUGCGCAUCUGGCUGGACCUGCUGUGCAUCAACCCGCGCGACAAGCGGGAGGAGGCGGAGCGGCGGGCUCACAUGGCGCGGGCCUACCGCCACGCCCGGAUGGUGGUCGGCUGGCUGGGCCUCAAGGACGCGACGUCGGACCUGGCCAUCGAGAUCAUCAAGGCAUGGGACAAGUGCAUGCCCCUGACCUUUGGCGAGCCGGGCGACCGCGAGCUGCACCCGGACGACUACGCCCCCGUGCUGCAGUGGAUGGGCCCCGUGGCGCACCUGAGCGACAUCCCCGAGGGCAUCACCGACCCGCGCGACGUGCCCAGCUACAAGGCCAUCUCCGAGUUCCUCAACCGGCCGUACUUUCGCAACUCGUGGAUCCUCGACGACAUGAGCAAGGCGCGCUUCCCGGCGUUUUUGCUGGGCGACGACAUCGUGUCCUGGAUGCAGGUGCUGCGCCUCAACCGCGUCAACGAGGACAUCAAAGACCACGGCGCCGACAUGUUCCCCGACGAGCUGCGGCCGCUGCUCGAGUACAUGCCGCUGGGCAGCGUCUACGCCUUCUUGAAGGAGUUUGACAACCGGCAGCGGCAAGAGGGCGGCACGCCGGCCAUGCUGACGACGACGAGCUCGGUGCGGAGCUCGUCUUCGAUAUCCAACAUGAGGACCAAGUCACGGCAAUGA
Messenger RNA from Trichoderma citrinoviride, 1113 nucleotides. RefSeq lists its product as hypothetical. The record is from RefSeq and is a predicted model, not a curated record. NCBI's taxonomy places the organism in Eukaryota, Fungi, Ascomycota, Sordariomycetes, Hypocreales, Hypocreaceae. The transcript has a single exon. Bases 1 to 1113 code for a protein of 370 amino acids.